AUGUCAUGGCACCCUCAGUACCGGAGCUCCAAGUUCCGCCACGUCUUUGGCAAACCAGCCAGCAAGGAGAAUUGCUACGACUCAGUGCCCAUCACGAGCAGUGUCCAUGACAACCACUUCUGUGCGGUGAACCCUCAGUUCAUCGCAGUUGUGACCGAGUGUGCCGGUGGAGGGGCCUUCCUCGUCAUCCCUCUGCACCAGACUGGAAAGUUGGACCCUCACUAUCCAAAGGUCUGCGGACAUAGAGGAAACGUCUUAGACAUCAAGUGGAACCCUUUUGAUGAUUUUGAGAUUGCUUCCUGUUCUGAAGAUGCCACGAUUAAGAUUUGGAACAUCCCGAAGCAUCUGCUGUCAAGGAACCUCACAGCCUUCAAGAAGGAGCUGGUGGGCCACUCCCGCAGAGUGGGCCUGGUGGAGUGGCACCCCACAGCCGCUAACGUCCUCUUUAGCUCUGGCUAUGACUACAAGGUGAUGGUCUGGAACCUGGACACAAAGGAAUCUGUCAUCACGAGCCCUGUGAGGACAAUCGAUUGUCACAAAGAUGUGAUCCUUUCCAUGUCCUUCAACACCAACGGCAAUCUGCUGGCCACCGCCUGCAAAGACCGCAAGAUUCGGAUCCUCGACCCUCGAAUGGGAACGGUUCUCCAGGAAGCCGACUACAAGGGGCACCGUGUCAACAAGGUGCUGUUUCUGGGGGGCUUGAAGAAGCUGCUGUCCACCGGCACUUCCCGAUGGAACAACCGGCAAAUGGCCCUAUGGGACCAGGACGACCUCUCUGUGCCUCUCACAGAAGAAGAUCUGGAUGGCUCUUCAGGGGUUCUGUUUCCCUUCUACGACGUGGAUACCAGCAUGCUCUACGUGGUGGGGAAGGGAGACGGGAACAUCCGUUACUAUGAGGUGAGCUCAGACAAGCCUCACUUGAACUACCUGACCGAAUACCGCUCCUGUUACCCACAGAAGGGAAUCGGUGUCAUGCCAAAGAGAGGUCUCGACGUGUCCUCCUGCGAGAUCUUCCGCUUCUACAAGCUGAUCACAACCAAAAGCCUCAUUGAGCCUGUAUCCAUGAUUGUACCCCGGCGGUCAGAAUCCUACCAAGAGGACAUCUACCCCCCAACCGCAGGGGCCCAGCCCUCUCUGACUGCCCAGGAGUGGCUCAGCGGGGUGAACAGAGGACCACUCCUGGUGUCCCUCAGGCCUGGCUCGGAGCUGCUGAGCCCAAGGCCAGAGCCUCUAGAGAGGCCUUUCUCCAAUUUGGUGGCCCCAGCCUCACCCCAGCCUCCAGAGAUCAGCCGGAGGCCUUCAUUCGUGCUAGAGGAGAAGGCGCCAAGGUGGGCAGCAGAACACAGGCUGGAGGAGAAGAAAACCUGGUUCUCCAAUGGCUUCGAUGUUUUCGAGUGUCCCCCACCAAAGACAGAGAAUGAGCUACUGCAGAUGUUCUACCGGCAGCAGGAGGAGAUACGAAGGCUCCGGGAGCUGCUGACCCAGCGUGAGGUGCAGACCAAACAGUUGGAACUGGAGAUCAAAAACUUGAAGAUGGGUUCAGGAAGAUUCUGA
Chrysochloris asiatica (Cape golden mole) is the source of this 1554-nucleotide messenger RNA. It is a transcript of the gene CORO2A, whose product is annotated as coronin, actin binding protein, 2A. Gene Ontology annotation, molecular function: actin filament binding. The transcript has 11 exons. Gene Ontology annotation, biological process: actin filament organization. Lineage: Eukaryota; Metazoa; Chordata; Mammalia; Afrosoricida; Chrysochloridae. The record is from RefSeq and is a predicted model, not a curated record. Bases 1 to 1554 code for a protein of 517 amino acids.